Sander lucioperca (pikeperch) is the source of this 5304-nucleotide messenger RNA. Its product is annotated as eukaryotic translation initiation factor 4B1. The record is from RefSeq and is a predicted model, not a curated record. Gene Ontology annotation, cellular component: membrane raft; plasma membrane. Lineage: Eukaryota; Metazoa; Chordata; Actinopteri; Perciformes; Percidae. Gene Ontology annotation, biological process: negative regulation of T cell activation; B cell receptor signaling pathway; intracellular signal transduction. The coding region runs from base 411 to 2072 and encodes 553 amino acids. The transcript is spliced from 9 exons.
CUGCUUUACCGAGAGCUGAUGGAGCCAGAUGAGAAAGGCAGGAGGCGAGCCCCUCCGGUUGCGCGUCAGCAUCCCCUCAAAUAGGAAUCCUGCUGUCACUCCUGCUCCACAUACUGAGAGACGGACGACUGUAACCCUGAAACAACAGUCUAAAGCGAAUUUCACUUGGCAUGCAGCUGUUUUUGCAUGUGAUGCCAAAGAAGAUGAGUAAGGGGAGGCUGUGAGGAGGAUGGAGCCUUGCAAAGAAUGAUAGUGAGGAUCAAAGCGCGCUGUCCCAGGAGAACUCAUCUGAAGAGCUGGCCGCGAGAGACCGGGAUGCUCCUCUAACGCACCGGGAGGCGAGUUUUCCUGAGCAGACGGAGUUUGAGCUCGAGUGGAAGUGAGUGAGUAAGCAAGAGGGAGUUGGUGUCAUGGAUGCCGUGGACCCGACCUACCAAAACUUGCUGCUCCUGGGAGCCAUUGCAGCAGCAUCCGCUUUUGUGGUCACCAUCCUUAUUGUCCUUGUCUGUGUUGGUUGCCAAAGAAAAAGCAAGAGCAAGCACCCCCCAGCCGGAGAGAAAGGGACAUCUGUAAAUAUGCAGGGUACCCUUCGACACCCAAAACUAAACUCCAUGAGCAAAUCUGACACCAGGCUGCAUGAGAUCAAUCGCUUUCCCUGCAAUGGAAACUCUGUUAGCAAGAGCCGUCCAGCCAGUAUGGACCUCCUGCUCCUCCACAGCCGGCGCUCCCAGACAGACCUGAGGCCCUCCCAUGGGCGCCAGCUUCCACAGAUCCCCACCAGUCCCCAGGGAUCUGGCCAGGGGGGAGAAGUGGAGACAGGAGGGGAUGGGGUAGGAGGAGCAGGAGUAGGGGGGGGAGGAGGAGGAGGAGGAGGGGGGGAGACUAGAGACCACACCUACACCGAGGUGGGCAUACGGAACAACCCCACCCCCACCCACUGCCUGGAUGACGGCCUUUAUGAAAGCGUAGGUGUGCGGGAAGGUGACGCGGGGCCCAAGGUACCCUCGGCCCCGCCAUCAACAUCAAAUAACACUCCAGCUACAGUCAGAGCUGCCCAAAGUCCCCCAGCUCCAGCCAACGGAGCUCGCAAUGGGAACGGGCAUGUGAAUGGUGGCAGAGGGAACGGCAGAGGUAAUGGCACCAUUAACGGGCCGAUGACAGGAAGAGGUAAUUGUGCGAGUGGGGUCAACAGGUCACCUCUGUCUUCUGUCAACUCCUUGGCCGUUCAAGAUCCAACUGCAGCUGAGUAUGCUUCCAUACGGAAGUUCAGAAAGGUCGACAAGACAAACAGGAAGGAAAAUAAUGGGGGCGACAGCCAGUCAGACAGUCAAUCGAGUGUGAGUGAUUCACCCUCUACAGCUCCUCCUCCACUACAUCGCAGUCAGGAGUUUCUGCGCAAAGGACUGGAGCCGUUUCACCUGCACUCCUUCCCAAAGGAGGCAGUGUUCAUGGGCAAUGGGGAGCAGUACAUCUGGAAGCCUCCAGAGGAAGAUGACAUCAUCACCUUGCACCCACCUCCACUCCGUGCAGAGAGCGUACAGGGGCACCCAUCGCCCCCAACUGCAAAGGAGAUUGCAGACACCUACUCCAUUGUGUGUAAAACCCAGAAGAAGAAACCUCCCAUGGAAAACAACGGAUCAAAGACCCUCCCACGCUCCUUUGGUGGAGGUUCCCGGGGCAGAGGUCGAGGAGUUCAGGGCCAGGCACGUUCCCAGGAGGAGCCAUGCUAUGAGCCGGUAGGAGACAGGUCCUGGCCCACAUGUGCAAUGACAGAGUCUGACCCUGCGUACGCUACCAUCAACACCCACCGGAAACGGGAGCAGGCGGCAACCAAUAACAGCACAGCUGGGGGUUCUGCCACUCUGAAGAGAAAGAAGCAGAUGCCGCAGCAGCAGGCAGCACCAGCGGCACCUCAGAGCUCAGGACCCACCGCCCUGCCUACUAGAGGACUGCCUGGUGGGGAAAACUUCUAUGAGACCAUCAGCGAUGUGAAACAAGGGGGCAACAGCUCCAGCACCACUACCAUCUUCACCUUCAAUGAUGGGAUGGAGAUGUACGUCACCGGCCUGUAGCUGGCUGUCAGGCAGAAAGGGCCCAGAACCCAGUGGUUCAUGAAAGGGACCCUCCUGUUCACCAGCCAACUGGUUGCUGUACAUAGAUACAAGGCCCUCUAUAGACAAACAACAUGAGGAUCCAUUUUGUGAUGACAUCAGGUAUAAACAGGGUCUUAAUCCAGGUUCAGACUUCCUUUGAUUGGUCUGUACUUCAGAACCAGCCUAAGCCUAGUCCAGCCCUAAUAUGGACCAAAUAUGUUUUAACAAAAAAAGAAAGAAAAGAAAACAAGAAUAUAUGUCUUCAACCUACUGUGUCACUGACCAUACUCACCUGUUUGUGCAUCAUUUUCCAUAAUAUUUUAUUUUUAUAUGAGCACUGUACUCUUUAAAGAGUAUGUGGUGUAACUCACAUCCUGAGAAGAACACACUUUAAUAUACAUUUUAAAAAAAUAAUGUGCAUGCAUUGUGCAAACACACACAUGAGAAUAGAAAGAAGUAGCAAGGUAUAUUGUAGGUAUAUUGGGAGUAUGAGGCACACUGUUAGCUGUUGUCACCCACACACGCCCACGUGCACACACACACACACACACACACACACACACACACACACACACACACACAUGCCUCAUCUUGGGGGGACUUAUGUAAUAUAAACAGAUGGAUGUCACAGAGAUUUGCGGUGCUUAGCUUUCCCUCAGCAAACAUCUGAAACCGGUUGUCUGUGUGGCCUGUUGCCUGGCAGACAGCAUUGUGGUGCUUUGUUCAAACAUAGGCCUAACAUUUAUAGGCCUGCUUAAACACAGAGGUAAGUGAAGGCUAUAGUCCCCAUUUCACAAAUUACUAUCAUAAAUGUGCCCUAAACGUGUUAGCAGUUCUCUAUCAAUAACAGCCAUCAUUAUAACUAUAAAAAAGUGAGUUUUCUGUAACUUUCAAUCAACAAUCCACGCUCCGAUUUGACAAACAUCUGUAGCCCGAGGCAACAGAGGCAAAACACCCCCACACAGCUACAUACAUACUUGGCAGAGCCAUGCGGGGUAAAGCGAUCAGGUCAAGGGCAUUUAGUGGGUUGUGCAAGAAUUUCCCCAGCGUGAUAUGGGUGAUAGAUUUCACAAUGCAAAACCUUUACUGUAUUACUGGGAAAAAUGAGAGAAGAAUAUUAUUUUUAAAAUAAGGAAAUGAAAGAGUGUCCAAAGUAAUACAGGAUGCUUCAUCCUGUGUAGUUAAUAUUUCAUGUCCUUUGGGCACUGUAAAUAUCGGAUUUAAUGACUAUUGUAAUUUUGCACUGCACAGCUGCAAGGGUGUUUGGCUUAAUUGUGCAUUAACAUGCUGUAAAGGGUGUUUCCGAGUACAGUUCUGAUUUGCUCUGUAGUCGUAAGUCAAAGCCAGAGCUCCCCAUAGCUCAACAGAAUCAAGUCUGGUGGUUGAAAUAGCAACAGAGGGCUUAGACUCCAAGGAAAAUAAAGAGCUGGGCAUAAAGAUUACCAGCAAGUGUCCUUUGGAAGGUUGCCCCUCACCCUCUACCCACACUCGUCUCCAGCCUCUUCUUCUCUUCAGUUUUAAACAGUGUCUUUCCCAUGUAGCUUUGGGGAACAGAAAUAACUGAGGAAGAAAACAAAACAUUAAAGGCUUAAUAAAUGUAAAUAAAGAUAAGAGGUGAAAAGGGAUACAAACUGCUCACAGAAAUGAAGGAAGCAUUAGAAUGAUCUCACUGUGAGACAACCACAUGCAAAGAGAAAACGGGUUUAGAAAGGUUAGUAACAUAAAUUUAUAAAUGCUACUGUGUCAGAAAGUAUGUAAAAACAAAUGCACUCUGUAUUUAAUGCACUCUUUAUUUUUUCUUACCUACUGAUAAUGCCAUUGGUUGAAUAGCUCAUGCCACUGCCAUGAAAACAGUACGUUUAUGUUGUUGGUGCAAAUUUUUCCUGCUUGAUCAAAAAAAGUGCAUGCUUUGAUAUAUGGAGAUGAAAACAAAUAUUGUGGUACUUAAUUGAUCUCUUGUUUGUUAAUCUUUUUUUUGCCAUGUGAUGCAAAGCAGCUUUCAGUUUUUUUUUCCAAAGCAGCAACUUAAAGUAGGAGGAGGGUAGAGAAAUAGAAAGAUAGAGAGAAGCCAUUGGGAGUUUAGAGCGUUGUUUAUCCACCGCUCUGGGGGAGCAAGGAAGAGCGAUAGAGGUGUGGAGGGAAAAGAGAGUAUAAAAGAGAACAGAGUAUAAACCUGGAUGAGGAUCACUGCAAAUCGACAUGGACCCAAAGGACCAUCCCACUUCUGACGUGUUUGCGUGCAUACACACACACACACACACACACACACACACACACACACACACACACACACACACUCGAACACACACUGCAACAUAUGUGUGUUUCCAGGUUAGCGGAUGAGGCACAUUUUGCGUCCACUUGGUCAGCCCUUGCAUAUACUCCCUCCCCCAGCUGUCACUGACCUCUCUUUUCUCUGCUUCACCUCUCUUCCUUGGUGUACAGCAGAGGGGCCUUUGAUGUCCUGUUCUGAGAGACUCAGGGAGUGAUAUGAGAGAGAGAGAGAGAGAGAGAGAGAGAGAGAGAGAGAGCGAGGGGUGCAGAGGCAGUCUGAUAUCAGCAAUGCACCAACGGCUCAACUACUGCCUGAUAUGAGAAAUGGCUAACAGCUGAGUUGCUUAACAAGCUCUGUUGCGGCUCUUCCCUUAGACAAUGCUGGCUGGAAAUUGUUAUCACACUUAAUUCUUUUUCUCUGGCUGUCACUUUGUGUCACAUUUUCUUUAUCCUGAGAAAAAGCACUGAUCUGAUAUAUUUUGUUGGACACUGUUAAAACAGUAUACACUGAUUGAGACAGAUGUUCAUUGCACAAACAAAUACAGUAUGAUGAUGAUGUAAAUGUGUAAAAUACUAUGUUGCUGUUCUGAUGUUGUUCCAAUGUAACAUACAGUACACAGUAUAUUUGUUGAAAAAAAAAGAUGGUUAUCACGGACACAUUGUACUUUGUGGAUGCAAAAUGUUUCAUGCUUUCCAUGCAGAUACAGAUGCUGUUUGUUAAUUGUCUUCAGAUAUAAUUAUGGGCCAAUACUGCUGUGACAGCUGUAGCCAAUGUUGUAUGUUCUUAAAGCACAGGGUUUAGUUAAAAAAAAAAUGAGUAUAAUAAAAUAUAGUGUGGCAGUGCAGAUAUGCAAAAGAUUGUAAUGUUUUAUAUUAACCUUCAUAAAAUAUUAAAGUGAGUUUUUACUUUUCUAAUAAAGUGGCACAUUAUAACGUG